Molecule: messenger RNA, 1110 nt
Organism: Pocillopora meandrina
Lineage: Eukaryota; Metazoa; Cnidaria; Anthozoa; Scleractinia; Pocilloporidae
Source: the annotation of a GenBank genome assembly
AUGUAUUGGACCAACCGAGGAUGGAAUCUAAAAUUGGCUUUACUUUUCUUCACUACCGUUCAAGUUACAGCAAAUAAUUCGACGUCGGUAUCAUCUAAUUCUCCUAUCGUAACAGCUUCGACCAUAGCUCUUGCUGUUGUGGUGGUUUUCGCCUUGUUGGGAAAUACCCUCGUUUGCUUUGCAUUCUAUCACUCGACCAACCUCAGAUGUGUUACAAACAUAUUCAUUGUGUCAUUAGCCAUCACAGACAUGCUUGUGGCUUCCGUUUCAAUUCCGAUCUGGCUUGUUAUUCAGAACACGGAUUGUAUCAAAACAACGCAGGCCUGCGAUCCGAUUCUCAUCUCGUUUUGGAGGUGCUUGGACAUCCUGUUUUCCACCGCUUCGAUCAUGAACUUGUGCGCCAUAAGCUGUGAUAGGUACAUAGCUAUCACUUCACCUCUAAGGUAUUCACAGAUCCUCACCAAAACCCGCGCGAUCAUCGCCUUGAUUGGCCUGUGGUCAUAUUCAGCAAUCAUUGCUGCUAUCAACAUACACGGCGGGAUUUACUACCCUGUACUGGUGUUUGUGGUGUCUUUCCUUCUUCCUCUCUCCAUAAUGGUAUAUUCCUACUCACGCAUAUUUCUUGCUGCCCUUCGCCAAGCGCGCCGAAUCCAACCUCUCCGGCAAGCGUUCUAUUUCAAGCGGGAGAUCAAGGCGGCAAAAACGCUGGCGAUUGUCAUGGGUGCGUUUAUAGUCUGUUGGGCGCCGUUUUUCAUCAUGAAUAUCUUGGUUACGUUUUUAAAGUUUUAUGCCCCGCUGGUAGCGACUUUCGCAAUCAAACUGCUUCAUUAUGGAAACUCCGCUCUAAAUCCUGUCAUUUACGCAAGCUCCAAUCGAGAUUUUCGACACAAAAUUUUGCGAGUCCUCCCUUGCAAAUGCGGGCAAAUUCAAAGCAAUCUAAGCGAAGCUGUGGUCCAAUUCUGGAGCACGAGUUUCCGAAGUACGUUCGGUGCAAGUUCUACAUUUCGAAACGAAAGUGCAAUGGAAAGAAAUAAUAACAUUGACGACGAAAUCACUGGUCGAACGAAAACAAAAGUUGAAAACGGUUUUUGCGAAAGACCAACUCAAUAG